Messenger RNA from Aspergillus eucalypticola CBS 122712, 811 nucleotides. RefSeq lists its product as uncharacterized. The record is from RefSeq and is a predicted model, not a curated record. Lineage: Eukaryota; Fungi; Ascomycota; Eurotiomycetes; Eurotiales; Aspergillaceae. The coding region runs from base 79 to 750 and encodes 223 amino acids. The transcript has 2 exons.
CACAACUACUCCCUUCUAUAAUCCCAACCCAACUAACUUCCCCUCAGAACCAUCCUACCAACAUCAUCAAACAUCAAAAUGUCCAACACCACAACCACAACCACAACCACCAAUAGUAAUAACAACAACAACCCGCACAACAUCCCCCCCUACACCCCCAUGACCUCCCUCUCCCACGAACUCGGCAUCCUCUUCGGCUUUCUCGCCGCCUGUUUCGUCGUAAUGGGCGUGUAUGUUUUCUUCUGGAGAGCCGCCGAAUUCCGCGAAGAACGCGCACAAACCCUCCGGCGACAAAUGCUUCUCACGCGGGGGAUUCAUCACGGACGGGGUGGGAUUCGGGAGAAGUUUAUUGUUUCUCAACAUCAUGGACAUGGACAUGUGCAUGAUGGGAGGUGCUUGGAUGGGAGUGUAGGUGGAGGCUUACAUCAAAGGAAUAUCACGCCGGAGAAUUCUGCAUCUGCUGGGACUGGGGCUAUGUAUAAGCAAGAGAAUGAGAAUGAGAUCGGGGUGGCGUUGACGACGGGGAUGGAUGUGGGUAUUGUUGCGUCGCCGAGUUUGGGGCCGAUGACUCCGACUUCGGUUUCUGCUGGUGCUGGGAGGGAGAUUCCGGUGGGUGGUGGGUUGAAUAUGGGAAGUAGGAUGAAUUUUAAUCAGGGUGGUGCUGGUGCUGGUGCUGGUGGUGCUGGUAGGGAUGAGAUGGAGUAUGGGGUUGAGAUGGAUGUAUUGGGGUUUUUGCAGAGGGGACGGUGAUUCUCAUUUUCUCAAUCAGUCAAUCUAAUCAAGUGGUGUUCAUGUCUAUUUACCCACAUCU